GUCCUACUCACGGACUGGAGACGGGGAAAUGAUGCUCCCUGCACCCACUCAAAUGCUGUCCAGUCAGGAAAAUGUACUUGUCCACCUAUGUCUCAUUUUUUUCAGAAAUCCUACGAUGCUUGCUAGAUGGCACAGGCUCCGUCCUCCUGUCGGCCCUGCAGUCCCUGCUCUCUGUGCGCUGGGCCUGGUAUCCCAGGCUGGAGAAGCAGGUCCAGGUCUUCUCUGUCAUGCAGUCCAUCGUCUCCUUCCUUAUCAUGGGCCCUAUAUCCUCUGUGGUGAUGCUGUACCUCCUCUGGACUGACCUCUGGUGUGUCACAGCCUCAUGUACCAUCUGGCUCUUCUAUGAUUGGAACACACAAACAAGGCAAGCUAAUCGCUACAUUUACAUCGCUACUUCAAAGAAUACAGUUGGACUUAUCAAGACUCACAACUUGUUGCCCAAUCGAAACUACAUCCUUGGCUACCACCCACAUGGAAUUGGAGCACUUUGUAACUUUGCAACUGAGUCCAAUGGUUUUUUAGCCAAGUUCCCUGGAAUAACACCAUUUGUGGCUACCCUGGCUGGGAACUUCCACAUGCCAUUAGCCAGAGAGUACCUGAUGUCUGCAGGGCUGACCUGGUGCCUGUGUACUCAUUUGGAGAGAAUUAUGUGUAUAAGCAUCUGAUACUGAAUGAGGGAUCCAGGUGAUCCAGAGGAGGCUACAGAAGAUCCUGGGCUUUGCCCCCUGUGUGUUUCAGGGCCGGGGCCUCUUCUCCCCUGACACUUGGGGCCUGGUCCCCUUCUCCAAACCCAUCAACUCAGUUGUUGGAAAACCCAUGGAGAUGCCCAAGAUCAGUUCACCCAGCCAAGAAGAAUUGAAUCAUUACCACACCAUGUACCAUGUAGCUCCCUUACACAGCUCUUUGACAAGCACAAGACCCACUUUUGAGCUGAGGGAGGAGGAUGUUCUGGUGAUUCACUGAGGAGUGGUCAUACCCUGGCCGGGUCAGACGCAAGCAAUACUCGUUGGCUGCUCCAGAUAAGCCGUGUACAUUAUGACUGAAGCUGUGACUAAAGGAAACAUCACACAGAUCAAAGGCUACCUGUCAAGACAGACUGAAACACAAUAGAUGCUGCUGGUUUUUCUAGCAUAAUCACUAGGUGAAGUGUCCUGGGGUAAGAUUGUUGUGUUCUGUCUGGAACCAUAGCCUGCUGUAGCACAUUUGAUGCAUCAUUGCUGUCAUCAAAUUCAAUUCAAUAUAACCCCCAGGGGGCAGAACAUUUCUUCAAUUUAUGGUUCUGCUGAUGAAAAUAAAACAGAUAAUGUGUAUUUUAAAUCCAUAACAUUUGUUUUUUGAAUCAGAACUGGGUUGUUUUCUUGGCACUUUCUAAAUAUAUUUUGCAGCGAGAACAUAGUGAUGUCAAAUCAUUUCUGUAUUGGUCUUAACAAGUCACUUGCAUGGCCACGCGGGGGUGUCUUGACUCUUCACUACAGUGAACGAACCAAUGUAUCCCAGCUAUUCAAGCCAUUUGUAAAAUAUUUUAUAUCAAGCAGCCAUGCAAUAUCAUGUAUUAUUAGUCGGUUGUAUGCUUUAAUAUAACUAUUCAGUGGUUCAGUGUGUAUAUUUAAAGAUAUUGUUCAGAGAGACACUAUUUAUCUAAAUUCACUUGUCCUCAAAUUGUUCCACAUAAGAACAAGUGAGGUCAAUAGACACUCAAGAUGUAGCUUCCAAAUUAUCAUAAUCUGUGACUAUCUGUUCACAGAACAGUGAUAAGAAUAAAGGUUUUAAUAAAACAUAUACACACUAUAACAUUCCCCCCUUUAUUUUAGAAGGGCACAGAACACGAAAAACAUUCAACUGUCGUCACACUACAUGUUUUAUUCCUUCUUUAAAACGAUAAUAAAGUAUGAAGGCCAUGACUUCU
Oncorhynchus mykiss (rainbow trout) is the source of this 1906-nucleotide messenger RNA. The record is from RefSeq and is a predicted model, not a curated record. Lineage: Eukaryota; Metazoa; Chordata; Actinopteri; Salmoniformes; Salmonidae.